GACACUACAUAGGUUCUAAGAUACAUUGACGUAAUUUGUUGUGAUACGUACCGUAGUUGGUUCGUCUUUGCUGCGAGGUUAAUUUCGUGUGGCAAAUGUAUUCCUGUAAAUAAAUCAUCAGUUUGACCAAAACUGAAGUGCGAACGACAGUGUUAGACUGUGGAUUUAUAAUAUGGACGUGGGGCGUGGUGCUACUGAUUUACGUUUAAACUCUUUGUAUUUCAUUGAUAGAAAAGAGGGAAAAGAAGACUAUGUUUAGAAUGUCAGGGGUAUACACAAAACUUUAUUUAUUUAUUUAUUGUUUUUUAGUAGCUUCUUGCCGAUCGUGCACCAACAUUUAACGAAUCCUUCAGAGUGCUGCUGGCAGCCUGUGAUGAAGGAUCGUCAUAGGUAAGACGAAUCUGACAGGAUGGGGUCAUUUCUCGACAAACCGAAGACUGAAAAACACAAUGAACAUGGCUGUGGGAAUGGGCUGCGUUACGGUGUGGCGAGCAUGCAAGGUUGGCGUGUCGAAAUGGAGGAUGCCCACUGUGCCGUCACUGGUUUGGGUGAAGGACUGGAAGAUUGGUCAUUCUUUGCCGUAUUUGACGGACACGCAGGAGAGAGAGUGUCGGCACAUUGUGCAGAUCACCUACUUGAGUGUAUAGUGGGUGCAGAAGAGUUCAGAAGUGAUGAUGUAAUAGAAGCAAUACGUGCUGGUUUCCUUCGUCUGGAUGCCCGCAUGAGAGCCCUUCCUGAGUUAGCUAGUGGUGAAGACAAAUCUGGUUCAACAGCUGUUUGUGCACUUAUAUCCCCUCACACGGUGUACGUAGCGAACUGCGGUGAUUCGAGGGCUGUACUGUGCCGGAGCGGUCGCCCGACAUUCGCUACCAGAGACCACAAACCAGUUCUGCCCGCAGAAAAAGAACGUAUUUUGCGUGCAGGCGGAAGCGUAAUGAUCCAACGUGUCAAUGGCUCACUGGCUGUUUCACGUGCUUUGGGUGACUACGAGUACAAAAAUGUGGAGGGCAGAGGCCCUUGUGAGCAGUUAGUCUCUCCAGAACCAGAAGUAUCAGCUGUGGUUAGAAAUGAAGAAAAGGAUGAGUUCUUGGUCUUAGCUUGUGAUGGUGUUUGGGAUGUAAUGUCUAAUGAAGAUCUCUGUGCCUUUGUGCGCUCUCGUCUUGCUCUCACAGAUGACCUCGAGAGUGUGGCCAACCAAGUGGUUGACACUUGCCUGUACAAGGGAAGUCGAGACAACAUGAGUAUUGUGUUAGUCACCUUCCCAGGUGUGCCACAGCCUUCAGCUGAAGCAAUGCAGCGUGAACGAGAACUUGAAGAAUUAAUAGAAAGGAGAAUGACAGAUAUUAUAAACCAAGGCGACACAGUGGAAUUUCUCCAUGUUCUUCAGGCCCUUGCAGAUGAGAACAUACCAGGACUUCCUCCAGGAGGUGGCCUUAGUGCAAAGAGGAACUUUAUUGAAAGCGUCUACAAGAAACUGUGUCCUAACAAUGCUGACAGUAAUUCUCCUGAAUCCCAGCGAAGAGGGGUCAGCGAAACAUAAUGGUGACUUUCUUAAACUGUUACUGGUCUGUGUCAUUUUAAUUUCAUGAAUCUUCAAACCAUUAUUUUUUUUCCUUGCAAGAAAAUAUGAGAAUUUAAUGUAAAUGUAAUGGCUGUAACAGAGGAAUAUUUUUUGAAAACAUCUGAAGUUUAUCUUAUGUGAAAGCAGAGAAGAAACUUCCAUUUAAGAUUUAUCUUGCAGUAUUGAGAAAUAUUUUGUUUCAUGUUAAUUUCCUGGAUUGUCAUCCGACUUAUGUACCAUUGAGUACUGUGCAAAAGGCAAAAAGAUAGACAUAAGGAAAUGUACAUCUGCAAAUAUCAAUUGUUUGUGUAGUGGUUUUCCUUUUAAUCUCUGGUGUAUUAGGACGUAUUAGAACAAAUGAUGAAAACUUUUCUGUACAAAGCAUAUUGUUUUGGUUAACUGAUGUGGAAUACUGCAGUUUGUAAUGUCAUAUGUCUUAGUAAGCACAACACACUUUUUGUGCAUUGUCUUCAUAGGUCUGUUAAUGUACAUAAAAAGUAUAUGUUGAAGACAGUAAAGCUGUAUAUAAAAUGUUGUAAUAGAUAUUUUCCCAGUAAAGGUACUUUUCUAGGCUGAACUAAAACUAAACUUCCACCCUGCCCUGCAAGUGCUGUAGAUUUAGGAACAUACAUUAAGUUUAUAAUUAUUGUGUGAAUGAUUUAUUUAUGAAAACUGAAGUUUCCAUGUAAUGUAUGUCAAUAAUUAGUCCUUUCCUCGACUUUUAUUGCUUACACAAUGAGAUUUUGAAGAAGUUGUUGUUGUUCUUGUUUAUUAUUGUGAUUAUUAAUAUUCUUGCUACUGCUAUUAUUAUUCCUUUACUUUACUCCGUUUGUACAUUGUGUUAUCAUGUUGAAAGAUAUGUACAUAUUUUUGUGUGAAAAUUAGAAUGAUAAUACUGA
Messenger RNA from Schistocerca nitens (vagrant locust), 2460 nucleotides. RefSeq names its product protein phosphatase 1A (gene alph). The record is from RefSeq and is a predicted model, not a curated record. Gene Ontology annotation, biological process: protein dephosphorylation; negative regulation of stress-activated MAPK cascade. The transcript has 7 exons. Gene Ontology annotation, cellular component: nucleus; cytosol. Gene Ontology annotation, molecular function: magnesium ion binding; manganese ion binding; protein serine/threonine phosphatase activity. Bases 410 to 1540 code for a protein of 376 amino acids. Lineage: Eukaryota; Metazoa; Arthropoda; Insecta; Orthoptera; Acrididae.